UGUGUGUGUUCUUGCUGCAGAGGCAGGGCCCGGGGAGGCCAGCUGCUUGUGCUGAUCCUGGCUUGUUAGGCCAGAUUUUAUAGGAAUGUUUGCAUGGGUCAAGCCGCUAACGUGUAUGGCAAUGUCUGUUUUUUCAUCUAAACGGCUACUUAGAGUAUUUCUCCUGCCUAUCUAAAUCUCUGGGGCUAUAUGAGAAUCUGAGGGUUAGAAAUGCCCAGUUUACCAUUUAAUCCACAAAAUCCUCCAUUUUGCCCUGAAGGAUUCUCAAACCAGUUUCUUUGGACACAACCCUCCAGUUCCUGCUUAGGAGACACUGACAGGCUGGACCAGCUCAAUUAGAGAAUCUUUUAAUAGAAACUUGGAGGUGACCGUGUGCAAACAAUGCCCAUGUAGUCUGUGCCCCGCCAAGAUCUGGACCGGGUGUCCUUGCAGAUCUCUCUAAAAGCCCUCGGACCCUCGCCCGGUGGGGGGAACCGUGUCCUCCGAGACCAGCCCCUGCCUCUGGUCCCGUGAUUGUCAUUACACUCACUCGCAGCCCAAAGCCCCGAACCAGGAGCCGCCCAGCGUCCCACAAAGGCAGCUGUGUUCUCAGGCCUGGCGGGCGCCCGGGGAAGUCAGUCCAGCUGUGCCUCAGCCCUCCCUUCCCACCCCUUGUGGUCAGAUCUGUUUUCUGGCCCUCCAGGCAGGCAUUCUUGCCCAGCGGGAAGGGCUGGGAGAGCAGCCUUUCCCUGAGCUGGGAGCCGUGACUCACAGGUAGUUACCUGUCCUUGGGCUCCCUGCCAAGGCUGCGAGGGAGCCAGAGGGGAAACAUUUAGAGUUCAUGCCUGUUGAGUCCUCCUAAGCUUUUCUUGGGUGGGUUGGGCUCUGACCCCUUCCUGAUGAACCAUAGCCUUUUAAUCCCCCCCGCCCCGCAAGAAGCAGGGGUUUUCCACUUUUUUGCUUUCCCUUGGGAGGGGUCUGGUGCUUUCCAGGGUCCUCGAUGUUUGUGUCUUCUUCCCUUCCAGCUCACUGACAGGUCUGGGGCUGUAAUAGCCAAUAUGCAAGCCCUGAUCCUUCUGUUCUCUGCGUGGUCUUCUGUCCAGGGUGGCCCAGGACCCCAGGAGAGGCUGACCUCUACGAGCCUUGGGAGAGCACCCAGCGCAGCGGCUGUCACAGUGUGAGGUCCUAAGUGGAGGUCGCCUCGUCAACUGAAGAUGAGGCCGCUCCUUCUCCUGUAUUUUGGCUUGCCCAGCCUCCUGUGUGCCCAGCAAGCAUGCUCCCGCGGGGCCUGCUAUCCACCCGUCGGGGACCUGCUUAUAGGGAGGACCCAGUUUCUCCGAGCUUCAUCUACCUGUGGCCUGACCAAGCCUGAGACCUACUGUGCCCAGUAUGGCGAGUGGCAGAUGAAAUGCUGCAAGUGUGACUCCAGGAUGGCUCACAAUUACAACGGUCACCGAGUGGAGAACGUGGUUUCAUCCUCGGGCCCCAUGCGCUGGUGGCAGUCACAGAACGAUGUGAGCCCUGUCUUUCUGCAGCUGGACCUGGACGGGAAAUUCCAGCUUCAGGACAUCAUGAUGGAUUUUAAGGGUCCCGUGCCUGCUGGCUUGCUGAUCGAGCGCUCCUCGGACUUCGGCAAGACCUGGCAGGUGUACCAGUACCUGGCUGCUGACUGCGGCUCUGCCUUCCCCUGGGUCCGCCAGGGCCAACCCCAGGGCUGGCAGGAUGCUCGGUGCCAGACUCUGCCCCAGAGGCCUAACGGGCACCUGAAUGGGGCCAAGGUCCGGCUCAACCUUAUGGAUUUAGCCUCUGGGAUCCCAGCCACACAAAGUCAAAAAAUUCAAGAGCUGGGGGAGAUCACCAACUUGAGGGUCAACUUCACCAAGCUGGCGCCUGUGCCCCAGAGGGGCUACCACCCUCCCAGCGCCUACUACGCUGUGUCCCAGUUGCGUCUGCAAGGGAGCUGCCUCUGUCAUGGCCAUGCGGACCGCUGUGCCCCCAGUUCCAGAACUCCUGCCAGCCCCUCCAGCACCGUGCAGGUGCAUGAGGUCUGCGUCUGCCAACACAACACCGCCGGCCCCAACUGUGAGCGCUGCGCGCCCUUCUACAACAACCGGCCCUGGAGACCCGCGGAAGACCAGGACCCCCACGAAUGCCAGAGAUGUGACUGCAACGGACACUCAGAGACAUGUCACUUUGACCCAGCCGUGUUUGCUGCCAGCCAGGGGGCGCAUGGAGGUGUGUGUGACAACUGCCGGGACCACACUGAGGGCAGGAACUGUGAACGCUGUCAGCUGCACUACUUCCGGAACCGGCGUCCUGGGGCUCCCAUUCAGGAGACCUGUAUCCCCUGCGAGUGUGAUCCCGACGGGGCAGUGCCUGGAGCGCCCUGUGACCCCCUGACUGGCCAGUGUGUGUGCAAGGAGCACGUGCAGGGGGAACGCUGUGAUCUGUGCAAGCCGGGGUUCACGGGGCUUACCUUCUCCAACCCGCAGGGCUGCCACUGGUGUGACUGCAGUGUCCUGGGCGCCCGGCGGGACGUGCCGUGUGACGAGGAGACUGGGCGCUGCCUGUGUCUGCCCCACGUGGUGGGCCCCAAGUGUGACCAAUGUGCCCCCCACCACUGGAAGCUGGCCAGCGGCCGGGGCUGCGAGCCCUGUGCCUGCGACCCGCACAACUCCCUCGGCCCCCAGUGCAACCAGUUCACAGGGCAGUGUGCCUGUCGGGAAGGCUUCGGGGGCCUGACCUGCCGUGCCGCAGCCAUCCGCCAGUGUCCCGACAGGACCUAUGGAGAGGCAGCCGCGGGAUGCCGAGCCUGUGACUGCGACUUCCGGGGCACCGAGGGGCCAGGCUGUGACAAGGCCUCGGGCCGCUGCCUCUGCCGCCCCGGCUUGACGGGGCCGCGCUGCGACCAGUGCCAGCGGGGCUACUGCGACCGCGCCCCGGUGUGCGUGGCCUGCCACCCCUGCUUCCAGACCUACGACGGCGGCCUCCGGGAGCAGGCCCUCCGCCUGGCCGGCCUCCGCAACGCCUCCGCCGGCCUGUGGCCCCAGCCGGGCCUGGAGGACCAUGGCCUGGCCUCACGGAUGCUGGACGCAAAGAGCAAGAUGGAGCAGAUCCAAGCUACCCUCGGCGAUGCCUUGGUCACGGAGGAGGAGGUGGCCCAGGUGGCCAAUGCCGUCUUCUCCAUCAGGCGGACGCUUCAGGGCCUACAGCUUGAUUUGCCCCUGGAGGAGGAGACCUUGUCCCUCCCGGGAGACCUGGGGAGUCUGGACAGGAGCUUCAAUCGCCUCCUCGUCACAUAUCAGAGCAAGAGGGAGCAGUUUGAAAAGAUAAGCAGUGCCGACCCUUCAGGAGCCUUCCGCAUGCUGACUGCAGCCCAUCAGCGGUCAUCCCAGGCUGCUCAGCAGGUCUCGGACAGCUCCCGCCGGUUGCUGCAGCUCAGGGAUAGCCGGAGAGAGGCGGAGAGGCUGGAGCAGCAGGUGGCAGGAGGACCAGGAGCCGGUGGUCCCCAGCUCGCGGCCCUGAGGCUGGAGAUGGCCUCCGUGCCUGAUCUGACGCCCACCAUCAACCAGCUCUGUGGGGGCUCCAGGGAGAUGCCUUGCACCCCGGGAGCCUGCCCUGGGGAGCUCUGUCCCCGAGACAACGGCACGGCCUGUGGCUCCCGCUGCAGAGGCGCCCUCCCCAGGGCAGGCGGGGCCUUGCGGACGGCGGGGCAGGUGGCCGAGCAGCUGCGGGCCUUCGGCGCCCAGCUCCAGCAGACCAGGCAGAUGAUCAGGGCAGCGGAGGAGGCCGCCUCGCAGGUCCAGUCGGACACUCAGCGCCUGGAGACACAGGUGAGCGCCAGCCGCUCCCAGAUGGAGGAGGAUGUCAGACGCACGCGGCUCCUUAUCCGGCAGGUGCGGGAGUUCCUCUCAGACCCCGACACCGACACGGCCACCAUCCAGGAGGUCAGCGAGGCUGUGCUGGCCCUGUGGCUGCCCACCGACUCGGCCACAGUCCUGCAGAAGAUGAACGAGAUCCAGGCCAUCGCGGCCAGGCUCCCCAACGUGGACCUGGUGCUGUCCCAGACCAAGCAGGAUGUUGCUCGGGCUCGCAGGCUGCAGGCCGAGGCCGAGCAGGCCAGGAGCCGGGCCCACGCGGUGGAGGGCCAGGUGGAGGAAGUCCUGGGGGCCCUGCGGCAGGGCACGCUGGCGCUGCAGGAGGCCCAGGACACCAUGCGGGGCACCCGCCGCUCCAUGCGGCUCAUCCAGGACAGGGUCGCUGAGGUUCAGCAGGUACUGGGACCAGCAGAAAGACUGGUGACCAGCAUGACGCAGCAGCUGGGGGGCUUCCGAGCACGGAUGGAGGAGCUUGGCCGCCGGGCCAGGCAACAGCAGGCACAGGCAGCCCAGGCCCGACAGCUGGCAGAGGAAGCCAGCAAGGAGGCGCUGAGCACCCAGGAGGGAUUUGAGAGGGUAAAGCAAAAAUAUGCUGAGUUGAAGGACAGGUUGGAUCAGAGCUCCAUGCUGGGAGAACAGGGCAGCCGGAUUCUGAGCGUCAAGACGGAGGCGGAGGAACUGUUUGGGGAGACCAUGGCGAUGAUGGACAGGAUGAGAGACAUGGAGUCAGAGCUGCUUCAGGGGAGCCAGGCCAUCGUGCUCCGCUCGGCGGACCUGACGGGGCUGGAGCAGCGCGUGGAACAGAUUCGGAACCACAUCAACGGGCGCGUGCUCUACUACGCCACCUGCAAGUGAGGUGGGACCUCGCCCGCCGCCCCCUCGUCUGCCCUCUCGGCUCCCGGGGGCCUGGCUGGCUGGGGGUACUUUCCUGCUCCAGGAGACUCUUACACAGCCUAAAGCACAGCAGGGACCACCCCCAGGAUGCAGCUGAGCCUGGGCCGGUGGGGCAGCUACAGCUGGGGGACGGUGACCGUGGAGGCGGGCCCGUGUCACCAUGACCAGCAGCUCUUGAAUGCAGGGCGCUUGGCUGGACAGUGUCCUUGCCCUUCAUCCUCCACUGAGGCUGAAGUCCUGGGCCCACACAGAAUUGUAACUAAAAACGUUGCACAAGGGAAAAGUCCAAUAAAAAUCUUGAGAAAGGA
Molecule: messenger RNA, 5059 nt
Organism: Bubalus bubalis (water buffalo)
Lineage: Eukaryota; Metazoa; Chordata; Mammalia; Artiodactyla; Bovidae
Gene: LAMB3
Product: laminin subunit beta 3
Exons: 23
Coding region: 1194-4712 (1172 amino acids)
Biological process (GO): axon guidance
Cellular component (GO): basement membrane
Source: RefSeq, a predicted model, not a curated record